Prunus mume (Japanese apricot) is the source of this 1963-nucleotide messenger RNA. Its product is annotated as HCP-like superfamily protein with MYND-type zinc finger. Lineage: Eukaryota; Viridiplantae; Streptophyta; Magnoliopsida; Rosales; Rosaceae. Gene Ontology annotation, molecular function: protein binding. The record is from RefSeq and is a predicted model, not a curated record.
AAAGCGUGCAGACAAGGGAGAAGGAUUUUUAUUUCUUUCUCUCUCCCUCUCUUUAAAUUUAUUUAUUCAUUUAUUUUCUUUAAGUACAGGGGAGAGUGAAAAGCCAAAACAAACCGACGAGAGACAGACGAACGGAUCUGGGUCAACUCCGUUUGACCGUAAAUACGAACAACUCCAGGGGCCGAAGUUGUGAAUAGGGACGUUAUGUUUAUUAAAUGUGUGUUUUAGUAGUCGCUUCAAAUAUAUUUAUAUUUAUUUGUUAAGAAAGGAAAGAGGAGAGAGAGAGAGAGAGAGAGAGAGAGAGCGCAUUCGGCUGUGUGUCGUUGCUGCUUUUGGUUUUGUUCUUGGCUUUUCGUAUAUAAGGCCCUCACUUGGCUUUCUCCAUUUUGUAAUCUCUCUCUAAGCCAUAAACAUGAGAACAAGGGGUGGGGUUUGCUAUCCUAGAGUCGGAGGAGCAGGAGAUGUGUGCUUUCAGAAGAAGAGGAAGAAGGACUUCGCCGGAGAACGCUGUGUCUGUCGGAAACGGAAUAAAAUCUCGCCGGAGACAACUACCGGCGGAGAACGCGCCUCCUCCUCCUCCUCUUCGUCGACGGCGUCGGUCGAUUUGUUCGACUCUUUACCCGACGACCUCCUCAUUCUAAUUCUCUCCAAACUCAGCUCCACCGCCAAUUCCGCUUCCGAUUUCAUCAGCGCCUCGAUAACAUGCAAGAGAUUAAACGGUUUAGCUCUCCAUUCUCUGGUGGUCUCCAAAGCUUCACCGAAGACGUUCGUCCUCAAAGCCAAGAAUUGGUCCGAGUCGGCUCACCGAUUCUUAAAGCUCUGCGCCGAUGCCGGCAACGUCGAGGCCUGCUACACUCUCGGCAUGAUUCGCUUCUAUUGUUUGCAAAACCGAGGGAGCGGAGCCUCGCUCAUGGCCAAGGCGGCGAUUGGCUCUCACGCGCCGGCACUCUACCCGCUCGCUGUCAUUCAGUUCAACGGCAGCGGCGGCUCCAAAAACGACAAGGACCUCCGGGCUGGGGUAGCGUUGUGCGCGCGUGCAGCGUUUCUUGGACACAUCGACGCGCUGCGCGAGCUCGGCCACUGCCUGCAGGACGGUUACGGAGUCCGUCAGAACAUAACGGAAGGGAGACGGUUUCUGGUCCAGGCCAACGCGCGUGAGCUGGCAGCGGUUUUGUCGUCCGCGGCAGCCUCGGGAGUGCCCAUGCGGCAGCUGCUGACGUGGACCCCACUCCCGCACCCACAUCCUCACCCUCAUCCUCAGCUGGGGCACCUGACCGGGUCGGGCUGCCCGCUGCUUAGCGACUUUGGGUGCAACGUGCCCGCUCCGGAGGUGCACCCGGCGAACCGGUUUUUGGGAGAGUGGUUCGCUGCUCGGGACGGUUCGCCUGGACCGGGUUUGAGGCUUUGCUCGCACGUGGGGUGUGGGAGGCCGGAGACUAGGAGGCACGAGUUUCGUCGGUGUUCGGUGUGUGGGGCCGUGAACUACUGCUCACGUGCCUGUCAGGCGCUGGAUUGGAAGCUGCGCCACAAGGCUGAGUGCGCCGCCGUGGAGAGGUGGGUGGAUGAGGAGGGUGAUGGUGCUGACGACGGACCUGUCAAUGGGGGUGAUGACGAAAUGGCUGAGAGUUAAAAAAAAGAAAAAAAAAAUCGACGACCGUAACGAUAACGGUAACGGUAACGGCAGGAAAAUGUGAAUUAAGACCAAGCGGAAAAAAGGAAAAAGGGAACGAGGCCGUUUUUGUGGAAAUAUAUAUGUCAAGUUAAUUAUGGCCGUUGGAAAUUUUGUUCACCCUUUGUUGUACAGAGGGGGAUCUUUGAGGGGAAGCAAGGGGCUUUUUUCUUUUUCCUGUGAUUUUUUUUCCUUUUUCUCGUUCUUUUUUUGGGGUACUAUAGAGCAACUCUAGCCUUAAUUUCGGUUAAACAAAUAUCCAAAAUUCAUGAAAAUUCAAAUGUUCUUUCUUCU